CUCGUUCCAUUCAAUACAGACGAAUCUUAGAGAGAGACAUAGUCGGAGAUCGUCUGUCUGGUUAUGGGAUGAGACGAUGCUGCCGCGACCAGAGCUAUCGGAAGCAGAGCUAGGUUAGUAGUAGUAGAUACCGAUGAGCAGAGCGAACAUAGACUCCUGAAGUCGAACUAUACCAGGCUCAGUUCGCGACGAGUCGCGUUCCUACGAACAUCGUAUCCAUCCAACACAACACAACCAACAUUCAAGACGAAGAGCGCGCGCGCGCGCAAAUUUCAAAAAGGCUCAACAACAAAUUUUAAACAAAGUGACUUUAACGCAUAUAAAUAAAAGCAACAAUUGUACCGAACCAACAACAACAAAAUAAUACGCAAGUUUCGUGAACAGUUCUUACGUAACACAAGUGCUGCUGUUUCGUUAGUUUCUUUCUAAUUUUUUGUUUUGUUUAAAAUUUCGCAUCGUCCGUUUCUGUUCCUUGCACAUAGUUUAUUGCCAAGUGUUUCACUCUUUAUACAAGGAUAAAGGUAACACUCAAACAACACGGUACUUGAGUUACACGGAGUCUCGAAUAACACGAUCUUCAGCGGCGAGGUUUUUUUUUUUAAAUAAAUGCUCGUAACGAUCCUGCCUCAACAUGGAUAUCACGAAGGAACAAAACAAUCCAAAUCCCAUGGAGAAAGCCAAUCCAUUAUCAGUAUUAUUUUUUGGUUACACAAUCGAUAUGUUCAAAAAGGGUUACAGAAAAGUACUGGAGCCUGACGAUCUGUACAAUCCUUUGAAUGCGGAUAAGAGCAGUCAUCUGGGCGACAGGCUUGAAAAGAAUUGGACAAAAGAGACAAAUUAUGCCACAAAACGUAAAUCGAACGCGAGCCUAGGGAAAGUGCUCGUGAAAACCUUCUGGCCCGAGUAUCUCCUCCUCGCGAUACUCUUAUCAUUCAUGGACCUAAUUUUGCGGCUGAUCCAACCUUUGAUGUUGGGCAAGCUUCUGGAGUACUUCCGUCCCGGAAGCGACAUGCCGAAGGAAGAUGCCCUCUGGUAUGCCGCAGCGGUCGUGGGCGUUAACGCCGGUUCUGCCUUGAUGAUCAACCAAUACAUCUUUCGGGCCUUCCAUUACGGGAUGAGAGUGAGAGCCGCGUGCUGCUCUCUAAUUUACAGAAAAGCCUUAAAAUUGAGCAGGACCGCUUUGGGCGAGACGGCCUCAGGUAAAGUUGUUAACUUGCUGUCGAACGAUGUGAGCCGUUUCGAUGUCGUUUCCAUUUUAAUCCAUCACAUGUGGGUUGCGCCGCUCAGCUCGUGUAUAGUCACGUAUUUCCUGUGGAGCGAAGCAGGAUUAGCAGGAAUCAUCGGAAUUCUGCCGGUGCUCUUGGUGGUACCAUUGCAAGUGCACACCGGAAAACUGUCUUCCAAGUACCGAAGACGCACGGCGUACAAGACGGAUGAGAGGGUGAGGCUCAUGGACGAGAUCAUCUCGGGAAUACAGGUGAUCAAGAUGUACGCUUGGGAGAAACCGUUCGAGAAGCUUAUCCAGAAUUCCAGGGUGAAGGAACUGAAGGAAGUCACGAAAAUCUCUUACCUGAGAGGUCUCUACAUGACGUUCAACUUGUUCACGACUCGUGUCGCCCUAUUCUGCUCCCUAAUUACUCUUGUUCUUAGCGAUAAACCCAUCACCGCAACAACCGUAUUCGUGUUCAUGUCGUACUUUAACAUUUUAUCGCAAACGAUGACAUCAAUGUUCGUUCGCGGAAUAUCGGAAAUCGCGGAGCUUUUCGUGUCCAUAAAGAGGAUCCAAGAGUUCCUGAUGAACGACGAGUUCUCAGAUACCAGCAGAAACAGCAAUAACAACGAUGCACAGAGCCAAGCUGAUGUUGCUGUCGCUAUGAAUUGCGUAACAGCGAAAUGGGAUGCGACCAAAACGGAAAGCGCUCUGAAGAAGGUGAAUCUGAACGUGCAGCAAGGAAAACUGCUCGGAGUCAUCGGACCCGUAGGAAGCGGUAAAAGUUCUCUGCUGCAGACGAUUCUGGGAGAGUUGGAUGUGGAAUCGGGCGAUGUUAUAAUCAAUGGAAAGCUUUCGUACGCUGCGCAGGAGCCGUGGGUGUUUGCUGCAACGAUUAGACAGAACAUCACUUUUGGUUUGAGUUACGAUAAGAGGAGGUACCAGGAGGUGGUGAAGGCGUGCGCUUUGGAAAAAGACUUCAAGCAAUUCGAUAAUGGCGAUAUGACGAUCGUGGGAGAUCGUGGAGCGUCUUUGAGUGGAGGUCAGAAGGCUAGAAUCAAUUUAGCCAGGGCCGUUUACAGGGAUUCAGAUAUUUACCUUCUCGAUGAUCCUCUUUCCGCUGUUGACAUCCACGUCGCUAAGCACUUGUACCAACACUGCUUGAACGGUUUCCUGAAGAACAAAACUAGGAUUUUGGUGACGCAUCAAGUGCAUCAUUUGAAGGACGCUGAUCACAUCGUUAUAUUCAAUGAGGGAGAGAUCGAAACCGAAGGAAACUUCAGCAAUUUGGCGAACAACACCGACAUCAAAUACGCUAAAUUACUCAAAGAAGAACCAGAAUCCAAUGAUGACGAACUAAGCAAAUCCAUCGAAAAAGCUAAGGUCUCAAGACAAAUCUCAACUAGAAGUAAAACUGCAUCAAUGUCCAGUGCGCACAGCGAAACCAGUCUCGUUGAUAGCCUUUACGAAGAGCCCAACGAUGAAGAUAACGACUCGAGAAGCAGAGAUAUGCUCGAGGAUAGUUCCAGGGGAAAAAUCAAGGGAUCGCUUUUCCUGAAGUACAUUAUGGCUGGAGGAAACUGCUUCUUCGUGAUGGUCGUGAUUUCUCUUUACGUUUUGGCUCAAACCGCUGCAAGUUCGGUGGAUUACUUCGUGAGCUACUGGACGAACAUCGAAGAGUUCAGAUACGCGAAUUUGACAAACAGCGACGGCGAGCUCAAGGAAUUCCUAGAAACGGACACGUAUUUGUACAUUUACGCCGGCCUCAUCGUCGCCCUCUUCCUAUUGGCCUUGAUCAGAUCACUGCUCUUCUACAAGCUGGUAAUGAAGAGUUCGCAAAAGUUGCACGACUCCAUGUUCAAGAGCAUCGUCAGCACGACCAUGCACUUCUUCGAUACGAAUCCGAGCGGUAGGAUUUUGAAUAGGUUCUCCAAAGACAUCGGAGCGAUCGACGAGCUUUUACCCAAGGCCAUCUUGGACGCCAGCCAAAUUAUUUUACUAUUGAUCGGGUCGCUGAUUCUCGUCGCCAUGGUGAAUCCGUUGUUCUUGGUUCCGGUUGCGGUCAUCGCUUCGAUUUUCCUCAUGCUCAGGGUCAUCUUCCUCAAGUCUUCCAAGAACAUUAAACGUUUAGAAGGAAUGAUGAGGAGUCCAGUUUUUACUCACCUCAACGCCAGCAUCCAAGGUUUAACAACAAUCAGAGCAUAUGGCGCCGAGGAUACGCUGAAAUUGGAAUUCGAUAAGCACCAGGAUUUGCACACGAGCGCUUGGUUCAUGUACAUCGCAGCUAGCUCUGCUUUCGGAUUCUAUUUGGAUAUCCUCUGCUUCAUUUUCACGGCUUUGGUUACGUUCAGCUUUUUAACAUUCGGCGACGCUAUGUCUGGAGGAGAUGUCGGUUUGGCGAUAACCCAAGCUUCAGCUUUAACCGGUAUUGUCCAAUGGGGCAUGAGACAAUCGGCCGAAGUUGCCAAUCAGCUUAUGUCGGUGGAACGUGUGAUGGAGUACAACAUGCUCGAAGAAGAGAAGCAACCUUUCACACCGAAGAAACCACACAUCGAAUGGCCCAGCAAAGGAAAGAUCAUUUUCAAGGGCAUGGGACUUAGGUACUCUCCGGAAAUGCCUUUAGUGCUUAGAGAUCUCAACAUUACCAUUGAACCAAAAGAGAAGGUCGGAAUCGUCGGUCGUACGGGAGCCGGGAAAUCUUCGCUUAUUGUCGCGUUGUUCCGGCUGGGAUUCAUCGAGGGCGAAAUCGAAAUCGACGACAUCGACACCGACUCAAUCACCUUGCAACUGCUGAGAUCGCAGAUUUCCAUCAUCCCUCAAGAUCCGGUCUUAUUCUCAGGCACUCUGCGCUACAACCUUGACCCCUUCGAGGAAUACAACGAUGACGUUCUUUGGAAAGCGCUGGAAUACGUGGAACUGAAGGAUACAGCGAACAUAAUUAAUCGUUUGGAAAACAGAGUUAUGGAUCGUGGAUCCAAUUACAGUGUCGGGCAAAGACAGCUGAUUUGUUUAGCUAGAGCUAUCGUCAGGAACAACAAGAUCCUCCUAUUGGAUGAAGCCACAGCCAAUGUUGAUCCACAGACGGAUGCGUUGAUCCAAAAGACGAUUCGCCAGAAAUUCGCCGACUGCACGGUUCUCACCAUCGCCCAUCGUCUGGACACCAUCAUGGAUUCCGAUAAAGUUGUGGUCAUGGAAUCAGGAACGAUAGUCGAGUAUAAUCAUCCCCAUGAGCUGCUUUCCAAUCGCCACAGCAAAUUCUACAAAAUGGUCAAAUCAACAGGCAAAACAAUGUCCGAGCAGCUGAAGAAAAUCGCGCGACAAAGCUACCAUCGCAAGAACGAAGUUCAAGAAUAACAAUUGAAAAAAAAA
Molecule: messenger RNA, 4579 nt
Organism: Nicrophorus vespilloides
Lineage: Eukaryota; Metazoa; Arthropoda; Insecta; Coleoptera; Silphidae
Product: multidrug resistance-associated protein 4-like
Exons: 13
Coding region: 632-4564 (1310 amino acids)
Biological process (GO): transmembrane transport
Cellular component (GO): membrane
Molecular function (GO): ATP hydrolysis activity; ABC-type transporter activity; ATP binding
Source: RefSeq, a predicted model, not a curated record